UAUAAAAAGUUGCUGUCUGUUUAGUGGAGUACAUCAACGAGCAAACAGCAAAGGAUACUGAACACGUGGAAUCAGAGAGCAUCACGGUCUUCUUCAGUCACUGCAGUGAAGACAAGUCAACGCCAGACGAAAUCUCAAAGCACCUUCCCACAAUGAUGAUGAAGAUCUGUAUCAUCAUUCUUCUGUUUCUUGCGUCAGGCAACGCACAGAUGUCAACCACAGCUGCCCCAGCAGCAACCACAGCAGCCCCAGCAGUAACCACAGCUGCCCCAGCGGCAACCACAGUAGCCCCAGCGGCAACCACAGCUGCCCCAGCGGUAACCACAGCUUCUCCAGCGGCAACCACAGCUGCCCCAGCGGCAACCACAGCUGCCCCAGCGGCAACCACAGCUGCCCCAGGGGCAACCACAGCAGCCCCAGCGGCAACCACAGCUGCCCCAGCGGCAACCACAGUAGCCCCAGCGGCAACCACAGCUGCCCCAGCGGUAACCACAGCUGCCCCAGCGCAAACCACAGCUGCCCCAGCGGCAGCAGCCCCAGCAGCAACCACAGCAGCCCCAGCGGCGACCACAGCUGCCCCAGCGGCGACCACAGCUGCCCCAGCGGCGACCACAGCAGCCCCAGGGGCGACCACAGCUGCCCCAGGGGCGACCACAGCUGCCCCAGCGGCAACCACAGCUGCCCCAGGAGCGACCACAGCUGCCCCAGCCCCAGCAGCAACACAGCUGCCCAGGAGCAGGAGAGCAACCACAGCUGCCCCAGCCACAGGCAACCACAGUAGCCCCAUCAGCGGCAACCACAGCUGCCCCAGCGGCAACCACAGUAGCACCAGCAGCAACCACAGUAGCCCCAGCGGCAACCACAGCUGCCCCAGCGGCAACCACAGCUCCCCCAGCGGCAACCACAGUAGCCCCAGCGGCAACCACAGCUGCCCCAGCGGCAACCACAGUAGCCCCAGCGGCAACCACAGUAGCCCCAGCGGCAACCACAGCUCCCCCAGCGGCAACCACAACAAUCAUAGCCUCUUCUGCGGGUACAUGAGCGUGACCAUUCUUGAGAUCCACACACAGGUCAUGAACGAACGUCCACCAUCGACAUUUGCUGUUGAAAUGAGUAGUCAGAUUAAUAAUAAGAAGGACCAACAAAGCGAGGACCGAGAGUCUCUGGAGGCCGGCGGCGGACGCUGA
Molecule: messenger RNA, 1187 nt
Organism: Siniperca chuatsi (mandarin fish)
Lineage: Eukaryota; Metazoa; Chordata; Actinopteri; Centrarchiformes; Sinipercidae
Product: mucin-7-like
Exons: 6
Coding region: 153-1187 (344 amino acids)
Source: RefSeq, a predicted model, not a curated record